Messenger RNA from Pistacia vera, 3147 nucleotides. RefSeq names its product probable LRR receptor-like serine/threonine-protein kinase At3g47570. Gene Ontology annotation, molecular function: protein kinase activity; ATP binding; protein binding. The record is from RefSeq and is a predicted model, not a curated record. The transcript is spliced from 3 exons. Lineage: Eukaryota; Viridiplantae; Streptophyta; Magnoliopsida; Sapindales; Anacardiaceae. Bases 1 to 3147 code for a protein of 1048 amino acids. Gene Ontology annotation, biological process: protein phosphorylation.
AUGAUGCAUGUUACAAAUUUAGCUACUACUAGAGAACUAGCUGGAAAGGCGAUGGAUCUUGUUGCCUUGCAGAGCUUCAAGUUAAAGAUUAUUCAUGAUCCUCACGGGGUCCUGAACUCAUGGAAUGAUUCUCAUCACUUCUGUGAGUGGGAGGGCAUUACAUGCGGUCGCAAGCAUAGAAGAGUCACCGUCCUAGCCCUAAAUUCAAGAGGUUUGUUUGGCUCUCUCACUCCUUACAUUGGCAACCUCAGCUUCCUGAGGGAUAUUGAACUGUAUAACAACAGCAUCCAAGGUGAAAUUCCUAACGAAAUUGGCCGCCUGCAAAGGUUAGAAUCUUUAAUGCUGCAAAAUAACUCCCUGGUGGGUGAAAUUCCAGCAAACUUGUCCCGUUGCUCCAGGCUAGCAUUCUUGUAUUUAGGACGUAACAAUCUAGCGGGGAAAAUUCCAUCGGAGUUGGUCUCCUUGUACAAUCUCAAAGAAGUAACUCUACAUUACAACAAGUUGAUAGGAGGCAUCCCACCUUUUCUUGGGAACCUUUCCUCCCUGGAAGUUAUAUCUAUGUCUUACAUUGGAUUGGGAGGAAUUAUUCCAGAUUCAUUGGGUCGACUGAAAAAUUUAACACAGCUUGGACUCGGCGGAAACAACCUCUUCGGUCCAGUCCCGCCUUCCAUGUACAAUCUUUCUUCCCUUGAAAUUUUUUCUUUGUCUGAGAGUCAACUUCAUGGAAGUCUUCCAACAAAUUUAGGGCUUACUCUUCCUCAACUGCUAUAUUUUCAAAUCUCAGGAAACUUAUUUAGUGGAUCCAUACCAGUUUCUUUCUCCAAUGCUUCAAAACUUCAGUUCAUUGAAAUGAUUUCUAACAAUUUUUCUGGAAAACUGUCCGUUGAUUUUGGAGGCAUGAAAGAUCUUGCAUACCUAAACGUAGGCAUGAAUAACCUAGGAAGCAGUGAAGGUGAUGAGAUGAGUUUUAUCGAUUCUUUGGUCAACUGUAGCAAUUUGUGGUCUUUGACUUUAGCUGAAAACCAAUUCAGAGGAGCAUUGCCUCAUUCAUUAGCUAAUCUGUCUAAACUCCAAGAUCUAGUCAUUCAUGCCAAUCAAUUGUAUGGAAGUAUCCCUCCAGGGAUAGGUAAUCUUGUUAACUUAGAUAUAUUAGCUAUGGAUAAUAACCAAUUUACAGGAACACUUCCCGAAGAAAUGGGUAAGCUUCUGAAAUUACAGAGGAUGAUUCUUUUCAACAACCAACUCUCGGGACAAGUUCCUUCCUCUCUUGGAAACUUAACGUUGCUUAAUGAACUUCGUAUAAGCAACAAGAAGUUAUCAGGAGUCCUUCCUUCUAGUCUAGGAAAUUUGAAACAAUUGUCUGUUCUGCAUCUUUUCCAAAAUAACCUCAAUGGAACCAUACCAAAGGAGAUCUUCGAUAUAACCUAUCUGUCAAUUUCACUAAAUCUUGCCCAAAACCAUUUGGUCGGAUCCAUACUCCCAAACAUUGGUAAUCUAAAAGUUUUAUCAGAGUUUGAUGUGUCAGACAACAACUUGUCCGGUGAAAUUCCAAGUGAACUCAGUCUUUGUUCUAACCUUGAAUACCUUAAAAUGGAGAGCAACUUCUUUCAUGGAUCUAUUCCUCCAUCUUUGAGUUCUUUGAGAGGUGUUCGAAAUAUUGAUCUUUCUCGUAAUAAUUUGUCUGGAAAAAUUCCAAAAUUUUUGGAGGUUCUCUCUUUGGAGAAUCUAAAUUUAUCCUUCAAUGAUUUGGAGGGAGAAGUACCAAUGAAAGGAGUUUUCGCAAAUGCAAGUGCAAUAUCCGUUUUUGGAAAUAGUGAUAGACUUUGCGGGGGCACAGCUGAACUUCAUCUGCCUAAAUGCAUCAAUGAUGUUUCCAAGAAAGAAAAUAUGUCUCCAACAUUCAAAAUACUGAUCUCUAUUGCAACUGUCAUUUCAGGAUUAGUCAUGGUGUUGUUUUUCAUUUUUUGUUUGCGUAGGAAGAAAAGAGAAAAUCAAAAUUCUGAAUCUGAACCAAAAACUCUUUUGAAAGUGUCUUAUGAAAUGCUACAUAAUGCAACCAAUGGGUUUUCUUCAACAAACUUGAUUGGUGUGGGUAGCUUUGGCUCUGUGUUUAAGGGUAUAAUUGAUGAAGAUGGAACUAUUGUUGCAAUCAAAAUACUAAAUCUUCAACACCGAGGAGCUUCCAAGAGUUUUGUGGCAGAGUGUAAAGCAUUGAGAAAUAUCCGUCAUAGGAAUCUUGUCAAAGUCAUAACUUGUUGCUCAAGUAUUGAUUUUCAGGGUAUAGACUUCAAAGCUAUUGUUUACGAGUACAUGCCAAAUGGAAGUCUUGACAAGUGGCUUCACCAAGGUGCAGAAACGGAAGAAGAGCAAGCUGAAGUUCAAAAUCUUACCCUUGUUCAGAGGAUAAGCAUUGCAAUUGAUGUAGCAUCUGCUAUAGAUUAUCUCCAUCACCGUUGCCACAUGCCAAUCAUCCAUUGCGACCUAAAGCCAAGCAAUGUUCUGCUAGACAAUGACAUGACAGCUCAUGUUGGGGAUUUUGGGCUAGCAAGGUUUCUUCAAGAAGUCUCAAUUCCAAAUCAAAGCAGCUCUAUUGGAGUAAGAGGAACAAUUGGCUAUGCAGCCCCGGAGUAUGGCCUUGGAAGUGAGGUGUCAACAAACGGGGAUGUCUACAGUUAUGGGAUCCUGAUGCUGGAGAUGAUAACAGGGAAAAGACCUACAGAUCUUAUGUUUGAGGGAGGGCUUAAUCUUCACAAAUUCGCUAGAAUGGCCUUGCCUGACCGGGUGAUGGACAUUGCGGAUCCAGUGCUUCUAAAUGAUGAUGAAGAGGCGUCUGCAACUAACCAUAGGUUGAGGGCAACAAGAGACAAGAGCAGAAAGGACUGUCUCAAUUCUAUGGCAAAGAUUGGAGUGGCAUGUUCAAUGGAAUCACCACAAGAUCGAAUGAACAUAACAGAUGCUGUUCAUGAGUUGCAACUGGUGAUGAACAUCCUUCUUGAACAUAGAACUUUGUUCAACAGGCUUACAGCUUUUGCUAGUUCUUCCAGUUUGAUCACUAGGGAAUUGGCUCAAAACGAGACAGGUCUUGCUGCGUUGCAGGCGUUCAAGUCAAAGAUUAUUCAUGAUAUUGACUUCUGCACCAUUCUAUGA